AAAAAGAACAAGAGCAACGGAACAAGUGUGAACAAAUUAUUAUUAAAAUUUUUGAUCUUUAGGUUAAAUGUGUUAUCCUGAUAAAUUUUCUUAUUGAAUCAAUUUUCAUUCUUAUUCACUGAAAUGCCUAGCAAGAAAAGAAAAUACAACGCUCGAUUUCCUGCUGGGAGGAUCAAGAAAAUAAUGCAGACAGACGAAGAAGUUGGAAAAGUAGCUCAAGCAGUACCUGUUAUAAUUUCUAGAACAUUGGAACUCUUUGUGGAGUCAUUGCUUACCAAAACGCUUGAAAUCACAAUGUCUAAAAGCGCCAAGACAUUGAGUCCAUCACAUAUGAAACAGUGUAUAUUGUCAGAAAGUCGGUUCGAUUUUCUGAAAGAUUUGGUCAAAAGUCUACCUGAUUCAGCUCCUUGUGAAGACGAAUCAAUUAGCGGACCAGCCAAGUCUGCUGGCCAACAGAGCCUUCUUCAUUCCCCGUCACCAAUUCCGACUGAAAAUGACAGGCAUUAUUUUGGUGCUCCCAACAGUGAAAGGACGGCAGCGGCUGCGGCAGCUGCGACGGCUGCUUCACGGACGCCUGUCAACGCCAACUUCUACACGGACCAGCUGCAGCUGCCCCUCCAUCCUCCCCCCACCAGUUACCUCGUCUCACAAUCGCCGCCUCGGUCGUCGCCGCCAACCCUAGUUGUAGAUGAGGACUACGACACGUAGAUUCUCAUCAUGCCGACCAACAGACUUUUAUUUUUUAGUAUUCAAUACUUUUCUGAUGUUGUUUAUCGCGACAUAGACCCCGACCAAGAGACUUUUAUUUUUUAGUUUUUAAUCCGAUUCUGAAUUUUUCUAUCUGAACGUUAUUGUUGUAAAACAUUGAUCAAACUGCAUUUGUAAUUCAAAUUUUGAACGUUGUUGAUUAUAAUUUCACCUACGGUAAGAGCGAUACUAUUGAAAAAUAUCACCAGUAAAAGUUUUUUAGCCUUGUAAUAACUUGAAUGAAUGUUAACUAUUCAAGCAUAUGUCCCUACGCUGGAUGAUUUUUCUAGUUUAUUGCUUAUCUUAAGGUGCGUACAGAUAGUGAAAGUGAAAGAUAUAAGUACAGCUGAUGCUAUUCUUAUAUCUAUAUUUGUACAGAAACAGUAAGAUACAGAUAUAAUAAGCAAAGCAUAAGCUGAUGAAAAGUGUAAUAUUAUCACAAUUUAGGGAAAAUCAGGCUCAAAACACCCUUCUGUUCAUCUACCUACCUUGGAAAACACCUGCUAUAAAUGAGCCAAGGUCAGACACUCAAGCUAUCAGAAUGGCUCAUCAAACGGCGGGCCCACUGUUAUGACACACUUUCCAAAUUGUACAGUCAACAUAAAUAUUUCACUAUGGAGAUAACAAACCAUGACUUCCCUUCAAAUCGAAAUUAUAUGCUGCAUCAUACAUUUUCAAUGGAAAGUUAUCUUAAAUGUCCCUUUCAACAAAUCGAGAUUUUUUAAAUACUGUUUGUAAGAGCAAAACUUUUUGGGAGCUCAAACAGUGAAUUUUUAUAGCGACUAUAAUUCAUGCAUCAUACCUUUCAUUCCAUCAUACCUUUUCAUUGGAAUAUUAUCUACAUUGUCCAAUUCAUCAUUGCCAAAAUUUUUAAAUAUUGUAUGUUUGAGUAAAAAAUACGGUAGCUCAAACUGUGAAUUUUUAUCGUGACUAUA
Nilaparvata lugens (brown planthopper) is the source of this 1682-nucleotide messenger RNA. RefSeq names its product DNA polymerase epsilon subunit C (gene NC2alpha). The coding region runs from base 124 to 708 and encodes 194 amino acids. Gene Ontology annotation, biological process: negative regulation of transcription by RNA polymerase II; transcription by RNA polymerase II; positive regulation of transcription by RNA polymerase II. NCBI's taxonomy places the organism in Eukaryota, Metazoa, Arthropoda, Insecta, Hemiptera, Delphacidae. Gene Ontology annotation, cellular component: negative cofactor 2 complex; nucleus. The transcript is spliced from 5 exons. Gene Ontology annotation, molecular function: transcription corepressor activity; protein heterodimerization activity; transcription coactivator activity. The record is from RefSeq and is a predicted model, not a curated record.